GGGACGUGCGCGCGCGCGCUGCUCCACUGCGGAGGCGCCGCGGGAAAAUUCCAAAAAAACAACAAAAAAAAAUACAACCCAAUACGAGGCAAAGCCACGUUUUCAAGCCACACAAUUCGGGCGGUGGCCUGCUUUCCGCCAAUGCCCACAGUGCUGAAGCAGCUCUGGCGAGGACCACCCGAUUUGAUGUAUGCACACAGUUUCCUCCAGUGUAUGCAGGCCAGUGUAAAGGUACUCCACCUUCUCCCUUCUUCUGCAAUGGCUCAAGAUUUGGUAGACCUUUCUUCUGAGUAUCAGUUUUGGUUGCGGAAGCUUUCCAUAUGGGACCAGGCCUCGACUUUGGAAACCCAGCAAGAUACCUGUGUUCACCUGCCUCAGUUCCAGGCAUUCCUGAGCCAGAUGUAUGAAGCUUUGAAAGAGAUGGAUUCCAAUACAGUCAUUGAAAGAUUCCCCACCAUUGGUCAACUGUUGGCAAAAAUUUGCUGGAAUCCUUUUAUCUUAGCGUAUGAAAGGAAGUUAACCACACAAGAGCUAAGCAUAAGUGAUCCCGAACCCACAAGAAGAAAAAACCACACAAAGUUAAGCUUCACGCAUGGUCCUGGAUGUUUAUUCUGUGAAUUUAAUGAAAGCCAAAAAAUUCUAAUAUGGUGCUUAUGUUGUCUGAUUAAGAAAGAACCACUGAAUUCUGGAGAAUCAAAACUUAACUCCUGGAUACGGAGUUUGUUAUCUCAUAUACUUUCGGCAUUUAGAUUUGAUGUAAAAGAAGUUGGCCUUUUUUGUCAAGGUCUCGGGUAUGCACCUGCAGAUUACUACCCUGGUUUGCUUAAAAAUAUGGUUUCAUCAUUAGUGUCUGAACUCAGAGAGAAUCAUCUUAAUGGAUUUAACACUCAAAGGCGGAUGGCUCCUGAACGAGUCACAUCCCUGUCACGGGUUUGUGUCGCCCUUGUCACUCUUCCAGAUUUUGAACCCCUGGUCGAGGCUCUGCUCACCUACCAUGGGCAUGAACCUCAGGAAGUCCUCUGGCCUGGGUUCUUUGAAGCUGUAAAUGAAGCCAUUUUACUGAAGAAGAUUUCUCUUCCCACGUUGGCUGUAGUCUGCCUCUGGCUUCGCCAUCUUCCCAGCCUUGAAAAAGCAACGCUGCAUCUUUUUGAAAAGUUAAUCUCCAGUGAGAGAAAUUGUCUGCAGAGGAUUGAGUGCUUUAUAAAAGAUUCAUUGCUGCCUCAAGCAGCCUGUCAUCCUGCCAUAUUCAGAAUCGUGGACAAGAUGUUCAGGUGUGCACUCUUGGAAACCGAUGGAGCCCCAGAAGUGCUGGUCGCUCUUCAAGUGUUCACACAAUGCUUUGUAGAAGCUCUGGAGAAAGAAAACAAGCAGCUGAAGUUUGCCCUCAAGACCUACUUUCCUUAUGCUUCUACCUCUCUUGUCAUGGCACUGCUCCAAAACCCUAAAGAUAUCCCACAGGGACUUUGGCACCAGCCAUUGAAGCACAUUUCUGAAAUGCUCAGAGAAACAGUUGAAGGCCAGACUACUAGGUCCCACAGAGGUGGCUUUGAGAGCUGGUUUUUGUUCAUUCACUUUGGUGGAUGGGCUGAUAUCGUGGCUGAGCAGUUGCUGAUGUCAGAAGCCGAACCACCGGAGGCCCUGCUGUGGCUCCUGGCAUUCUCCUCCAGCCCCCACGAUGGGAGUCAGCAGAGAGCACAGACCAUGGUAGAAGUGAAGGUGGUGCUCGGUCGCCUGGUGAAGCUGUUCAGGAGCCCGACCCUCUCAGGCCAGGAUCUGCAGGCAGCAGCCAGUGAGAGCAGAGAAGCUGACUCCAGACCGCUGGUGUGUCAACAGCUGAUCAGGCUCCUCCUCCUGAGCUUCCUGCUCUGGGCUCCUGGAGGCCACUCCAUCGCCCGGGAAGUCAUCACCUUUAUGGCUCAAACUGAAGAUAUAACCCACGAGAUUAUUGGCUUUCUUGACCAGACCUUAUACAGAUGGGAUCAGCUUUGCAUUGAAGCCCCUAGACCCAGAAAAGUGGCCAGAGAUCUCCUCACAGAGCUGCUGGCUCAGGUCAAGCACAGCCCUGUGGAUCAUGUGGCUGCAGUGCAAGGAAGGUCAGGCUCACCGAGGCCUCGGGACGAAUGUCACGAGUUUGUGCAGUAGUGCCUGAGUGUGAGGAUGAGCAUGACAUGUUGGGAAGGUCCCGCACUACAUAUUGCACAGAAUGGGCAGUCGUGGUGCUUCAGCCCAAACUGGACGAUGCCUUCAGCAUUCCCCGUGCCUGCGUGUGUAGGACAUUAAUUAGAGAAAGCACUGAAGAAAGGUUUAGAUGGGAAAAUUGAUUUUUCUUUUUCCCAUAUCAAGCCAAGAUGCACAACUAUUAUUUGAAUUUUUCAAAGUCUUUGACCAAGGAAUUGGUUGUGAACCACUGGUGAAUUUAGAAAGACUUAGCUCUUUUCUGGAAGCCUUUUUUGUUUUUUUUUUUAGAAGUCAGAUAAUUGCUGUUGUUAUUUCUUUUGAUCCACUGGGAUCUGAGGCUCUCUUUGUAUAAGAUAAAGCUAGACUUUCUUCCUUCCCUAGGAAAUUCUUUACCCAAAAGAGUGAAAAUCCUUCAAGUUUCCCACAAUACGAUGCCAUUUCACUACCACUAGGAUGGCUAAGAUAAAAAGAAAAAACAGAAAAUAACAAAUGUCGGUGAGGAUG
Trichechus manatus latirostris (Florida manatee) is the source of this 2682-nucleotide messenger RNA. RefSeq names its product FA complementation group C (gene FANCC). Gene Ontology annotation, biological process: interstrand cross-link repair; nucleotide-excision repair; cellular response to oxidative stress. The record is from RefSeq and is a predicted model, not a curated record. The transcript is spliced from 16 exons. Gene Ontology annotation, cellular component: Fanconi anaemia nuclear complex. Bases 142 to 2142 code for a protein of 666 amino acids. NCBI's taxonomy places the organism in Eukaryota, Metazoa, Chordata, Mammalia, Sirenia, Trichechidae.